GCACAACAGCAGCAGAAGCGAGUCACUGCACGGACUCACAUCUUCAACAAACAGAGCGAUCGAUACGUGUUCACUGCGCUCCGGACAUCGUUUCCCAUGGCGACCACGGUGAUGGCCUCCGCCGCCACCGGCGCGCGCGCCGGGCGCUUCCCCGCUAGGCUCCCUGCGGCCGGCGGGCUCGCGCCGCGCCGGCGCGCGGCGCUCGUCGUCAGGGCGCAGGCCGAGGACGCUGAGAAAAGCGCGAGCCCGGGGCUCUGGGACGCGCUGGCGUUCAGCGGCCCGGCGCCGGAGCGGAUCAACGGGCGCCUCGCCAUGGUGGGCUUCGUGUCCGCGCUCGCCGUCGAGGCGGCCCGCGGGGACGGCCUCCUCGCGCAGGCCGGCAACGGCGCGGGGCUCACGUGGUUCGCGUACACCGCCGUCGUGCUGUCCGCGGCGUCGCUGGCGCCGCUGCUCCAGGGGGAGAGCGCUGAGGCCCGGAGCGGCGGCUUCAUGACCGCAGACGCCGAGCUCUGGAACGGCCGCCUCGCCAUGCUCGGCCUCGUCGCGCUAGCCGCCACCGAGUACCUCACCGGGGCCCCCUUCGUCCACGUGUAGAUACGGCGUAUAUAUUGUACACAUGUAGCUAGUAGUGGAGCUAGUGUAUACGUAUUUGUGACUUGUGUACGGCUAGGGUGCUUGUAAGCUCGGUUAAGUACGGCAGUCUGGAAACAUUAUAGAAGGUUUUCUUUUGACACAAAAUUACUGUGUAUGUAGUUAUGUACAAAAACCUUUCAGCGAAAUGGUCAUGUAAAAUUGAAAUGAACUUCCUUUCCUUGUAUAAUUUUUCACAACA
Panicum virgatum (switchgrass) is the source of this 832-nucleotide messenger RNA. RefSeq names its product low molecular mass early light-inducible protein HV90, chloroplastic-like. The coding region runs from base 97 to 594 and encodes 165 amino acids. NCBI's taxonomy places the organism in Eukaryota, Viridiplantae, Streptophyta, Magnoliopsida, Poales, Poaceae. The record is from RefSeq and is a predicted model, not a curated record. The transcript has a single exon.